GAAAAGACUAAAAACGUUUCGUAAAUAUUGAUUAUUGUGCAUUGAUUAAUAACAUCUGUUUUUUAAUUCACACGUACGGUGUGGUGUGAUUUGUUGGUUUACCUUUUUGAGUCGGGGCGGCGGCAGUCUUCAGGACUUUUUUAUCACACUGAAUUCGAGUCAUUGUUAUUGCUCAAUUCACUGGAUUAGAGAUUCUCUACUAUUUUACGCGUGAAUGGAAAGCUGAUGUUGUUGUGCUCUCCUGAUAUAAAGUUAAGGAAAAGAAGACCUUUAUCUUAUGGCUGUUUUAAUUGAAGCAUGGCCCUUAGUUAAGAUGGAGAAAGAAGCUGUUGUUGCUGAUGUCGUCUCUAAAUAUUUUUAAAAUCAAAAAUUUUAAUUUUAGAUACCUUGAAAGGACGCUAUUUUUAAGUGUUUUUAUGUUAAUAUUUAUAUAUAUUUACAUAUAUAUAUAUACGUAAUAUUCCUUUCUUUUCGUACAGUUCCUUAUAGGUAGCUAGAAUUUAGAGAGUUUAUGCAGGGAAAUUCUUAACUUUUUUUCCAGCGAAACAAACGAACAAGCAAACACACAAAACAAUUUUUAGAUGCAUAGCUUUAUAGCUAAAUAUGUAUUUAAAGAUCACAGCUAAGAAUUCAUUUUUCGAAACUUAUUGUUCUUUAUCUGGACAGUGUUGUAUUAACAUAAAGUUCAAAAUUUUUUGAAAAAUAUAAGUUUAUUUGAUUUUUUCACAUGCGCUCUUACAAAAGCACAACUCAUAUUCGGGUUUUCUUUCUGCAUAUUCUGCAUAUAAACUCUCACGCUCAGAGAAUAACAACUUGCAUAAAAAACAUGUUCUUUUGAAAAAAACUGUCCGGAUUGAUAAGAAUGGUUGAAAAAUCAUGCAGAAAAUUUGACAAGCUUUCUUAAAAAUGUUAUUCCAAAUGUAUGUCAAUUUUGGCUUUAUUCUUCAGUAGUUUUUUUCCUCCUUUGGCGCACCAAGUUUUAAAUAUUUUUUAUGAACUUUUGGUUUGACUUAUUUCAUUUUAUUUAUCCGUCCGUUAUACAGAAUUUACAUGCACAUGCAACCAAACCUCUUAAACAGCUAUUUAUUUUUGUACCAAAAUCCAGACCGGUAUCCUAGCAACACAUUCUUCUAUUCUUGGCCGGAACGCGUACGAUAAAUUGUUUUUUGAUAAUUGUGAUUUCAAACCGUUUGCGGUUUCUUGUUUGUUUUGAAUUAUCGCUGUUACGAAAAACCUAACUACAACUAAAGUCAACUUUUCAGAAUAAUAUAUCGUUGCUAGAAAAGUUAGUGAAAUGUCUACCACGAAAGAAGAGUUCGCUUUAGAACCUUUGGAACCGAAUAGGCAAGAAAGUGACCAGGCUAUAGAAGAAAGCUCAGAUCAAGAAAAACCAUCAAAGGAAGCCACGAAAUGGUACUCUGUUGAUCGUAGCAUGUUAACAUCAAAAGCGACGUAUUUCUUUCAAAAUGCAAAACAAGCUUGCUAUACUCCUCAUAUGAUGAUAUUCCUAACAAGUAUUGGACUUGAUCCAGCUAAAGCUGGCAUGGUCAAUGGCUUAAGAUAUACUGGUUAUAUUCUCGGACCACCAUUAUGGGGCCUGUUAGCUGACCGUACGCAUGCGCAUCGUCGAAUUAUUUUUCUAAUAUGUGUACUGGCUAUCAUAUUUAACUGUGCACAACCAUUUGUAACGAUAACUUACGGUGAUAAAACAAAGAAUCGAUGCCCUGAAGUGAAAAAUGUGUCAUCCUUACAUGAAGUCGACCAAAUGGAUGGUGAUACUAACACGCUGUUUUACGUUAUGCUUUUUAUGAACAUCGUAACUGUAUUCUUUGACGGUAGUACGGUAGCUUUUGCAGAUGCAGGUGUGAUGCAACGUAUAAAUACCUCAACGAAGAAGCACGAUUUUGGACGGCAGCGUUUCUUUGGGGCUGUCGGUUUCGGUUCUGGAGCUUUGUUGUCAAGUGCAGCUAUAGAACUUUUUCCUGCAGCAAAAGUGACUUGUUAUAGCGCAGUGUUUAUUGUUUAUUUUAUUCUUGUUUCUGGAUUAGCAGUGAGUACAAAUUUACUCUUCAAAGGAUUAGAAUUUACAAAUGAGAAAGAAAGAAAAGAAAAUCAAAAUCUACGUUUGCUUCUUUGGGACACUUUAAAACAAUUUCAUGUAUGGGUCUUUUUCUUCACGAUUUUAUUUGUUGGUACAGCAAGAGGAUUGUAUUUAAGUUUCCUGUUCCUUUUUCUCAAAGAAGAAUUAGACUCUUCCAAUCUUAUUAUGGGUUUUGCAAUAGCUACUGGAUCCGUUUCCUCUAUAUGUAUUUUUGGGCUGUCAGGUAAAAUAAUCAAACUAGUUGGAGGGACUUUGCAUGCUAUGCUUCUUGGAUGCGCAUCUUGGGCAGUACGUUAUCUUUUUUACUCAUACUUUUAUAACCCAUGGACUGUGUUACCAAUACAACUUUUACAAGGCUUUGGAUUUGGACUGUUUGUAUCAGCUUAUGUGCAACAUGUUAAAUUGAUAAGCAAGCCAGCCAUUUGGGCAACAAUGUAUGGUAUCACAAACUCCUUGUUUUUUGGGUGUGGUUUAAUUGUUGCAAAUCUUGUUGGCGGCGUUGGCUACAAAAAUGUUGGGGGAAGAAAGUUGUUUCUAUCGGAAGCCAUUGCUUCUUCUGUAUGGUGUGUACUCUUAGCUUUCUACAUCUUUCUACAACGUUUUAAAUGGAAAUCAACUUCAGAGAAGGAUGUAAUUUUACCAACAGGAGGUGUUGUGAUGUAGAUUUUUGCUUCUUGAUGACUUUUCAAAAAAAUAUAUAUAAAGUGA
Hydractinia symbiolongicarpus is the source of this 2809-nucleotide messenger RNA. RefSeq names its product major facilitator superfamily domain-containing protein 6-A-like. The transcript has a single exon. Gene Ontology annotation, cellular component: membrane. NCBI's taxonomy places the organism in Eukaryota, Metazoa, Cnidaria, Hydrozoa, Anthoathecata, Hydractiniidae. Bases 1295 to 2764 code for a protein of 489 amino acids. The record is from RefSeq and is a predicted model, not a curated record.